This is a messenger RNA of Exophiala bonariae, 1347 nucleotides long. RefSeq lists its product as uncharacterized. The transcript has a single exon. Lineage: Eukaryota; Fungi; Ascomycota; Eurotiomycetes; Chaetothyriales; Herpotrichiellaceae. Bases 1 to 1347 code for a protein of 448 amino acids. The record is from RefSeq and is a predicted model, not a curated record.
AUGGAAUCUCAAGACGAUUGUGUAUCAUCUUUGGCGAACACAAUAUCCAGUCCUCAGACAUCUACAAGUCAUCUAAGUCUGGUCGAUGAGGAACUUAGUCAUGUCGCGGUGACCAAUAUCAAGUCUGAGGAGGGCAUGGUCGAAAUUCAACGUAAAAGAAUGCCUUCCAGUCCGCAAAGUGGCCCGUAUCUCUCAGAUGGGAAACUCAAAUGGUGGUUAGGCCAGAACUUCUUUUCGUCUGCUGCUCAAUACAACAAAAUCGUGGAAAUGUUACUGGUUUGGACUUGCCGAUGUUAUGCAGACUACCCCCACUACGAGGACGUUUGGCUGCACUCCUUGCGUGAUAUGGUGAAUAGCAUCGGGCUAUAUUGGAUCGAUGUUCGCGAAUGGUCAGUGCAGCUUCUCGAAAACCCGGAAGCAGAAAGAGAGGAGAACCAUCGGGUGCCGGAAGGCCGAGAGGAGUUGGUGUCAUGUGUUCAGAAGUUCAACGCUGUUUACGAAAGCUAUGUCAUCAGAGAUUGCCUAAAGCCACCACCAAAACAAGUUGGACGAAAGAAGCGACCGAGAACCGAAUCACAGGAUACCGACGAGUCUGGUGCACACCAAUCGAGCGAUCUGCCAUCCCAGAAGGUCCAGGAAACCGGCACUUCCGGUUUUAACGCAAGCCGAAGCUCGACCCGUGUCAAGGCUGCAAAGACCAAUAGAGAACUUGCUGCAUUGUACACCAAGACCAGGAAGCAACGCUUUGAGCAAGGAGAAGGAAAAUUUACCGCAGAAGGCUUCGUGAAGAGACCCUACAUUCAAGACAUUAUCUUUGCGAAGGACAAGGAGGGCAGCUAUAUAAUCCCGGAAGAGAGAAGACCAAAGCUCAUCGACCAUUACGACGCAUGGAAGAAGCAACAAGAGCCCGGUGGUGCUGCUACAUACAACUGGAAAGGGGAAGCCAGAAAGCGUCAAGCACUCACAUUGAGGAGAGAUGACACCGGAGCAUUCAGUUCAAAUCGCACAGCCCCUCUCCAGCAAUCAGAGCUUGGGUUCUGGGCGGCAGUCAAGGCCGGGUUGUUCAAAUUGAAUUCUGAUGUUGUGAGUGAGCCUGACAAGAUUUUGGGCAUGCGCAUCAAGGAGGCACACAAAACUGUUGCGACCGGUAUUGCGUCCAUUGCUACUGUCCGCCAUGAGAAAGCUGUCUCGGAUGAGCAGCGACGUUUAGGUGCAGUGAGGAUUGAACAGCUUGAAGCGAAACUCGCCGAUAUGGAGGAUGAACUCGAAAACACUCGGUUGAUGGCCAGGCAGUACCGAGAAGAGAUUCAAAAGCUUGAAGCCAAACUCGCAAGAUAUGAAGACUGA